UAGGUCAAAAUGGCAGCUUCCGUGGGGACUCGGCUGUGUGAAACUCCAGCGUGUAAUAAGGAAGCCAAGCUUCAGUGUCCAACGUGUAUCAAGCUAGGUGUAGAGGGGUCGUUCUUUUGCUCACAGGAAUGCUUCAAGGGUUCUUGGAAUGAACAUAAAAAAAUUCACAAAAAAGCAAAGGCUGACUCACAACCAAAUGAUGUCAGUAAUUCAUACCACCCUUGGCCAGGGUAUAGUUUCACGGGGAAACUGAGACCAUACCCACAGUCUGCUAUGCGCACUGUUGGAGAUCACAUAGCUCGGCCAGAUUAUGCAGAUCAUCCUGAUGGUGUCUCUCAUAGCGAGCGCAGCAUGCGUGGUUCCACCAACAUCAAGGUGCUAAAUGAUGAAGAAAUUGAAGGAAUGAGGGUGGCUGGAAAGUUAGCCCGAGAGGUUCUAGAUGCUGCAGCUGCUGCUAUUGCUGUAGGAGUCACCACUGAUGAAAUUGACAGAAUUGUGCAUGAGGCAUCUGUUGACAGAGAGUGCUAUCCAUCACCCCUGAACUACUAUAACUUCCCUAAAUCUUGUUGCACUUCCAUCAAUGAAGUGAUCUGUCAUGGUAUACCUGACAUGAGACCUUUAGAAAAUGGGGACAUUUGCAAUGUUGAUGUGACUGUUUAUCAUCGUGGAUACCAUGGUGAUUUGAAUGAGACGCUGUUUGUAGGUGAAGUAGAGGAGAGUAGUAAAAAGCUGGUGAAGGUCACCUGGGAAUGUCUGCAGAAAGCCAUGCAGCUGGUGAAACCAGGCAUCAGAUACAGAGAGGUUGGCGAUGUCAUUCAAAAGCAUGCUCAAGCUCAUGGUUACUCUGUUGUCAGGAGUUACUGUGGCCACGGGAUUCAUCAACUUUUUCACACUGCUCCCAGUGUCCCUCAUUAUGCAAGUAAGUAGACAUUAAUUUAUGGUCUGAAAGCAAAAUUCUAAUUCAUAACUGGAUUAAGUUAGGUUCUAUGUUAGUAUUGUUUAUUAUAAAGAGCAAUAAGGAGUCUUUACCACAU
Messenger RNA from Lingula anatina, 1034 nucleotides. Its product is annotated as methionine aminopeptidase 1. NCBI's taxonomy places the organism in Eukaryota, Metazoa, Brachiopoda, Lingulata, Lingulida, Lingulidae. Gene Ontology annotation, cellular component: cytosol. Gene Ontology annotation, biological process: proteolysis. The record is from RefSeq and is a predicted model, not a curated record. Gene Ontology annotation, molecular function: metalloaminopeptidase activity.